AUGUCUGUGGGUAUGCGGGUAUGCGGGUGUAGGCAGGUCCGAUGUAGUUAUGACAGGGGUGGUGGACGUGUUCGUGCAUUUGACCGUGACUUAGUCUUCGGUUUGACCUUCAAACGAGCUCGAACCGGUUGCCUCGAGAGCUACUCUGGGUUGAGAAAGAAAUGGUCUCGCUGUCCCUUCGUUACGACAUGCCUUGCUAAAUAUCCUUCCCUCAAUGUACGCCGUUCUUCGGUGUUCACCCUGGAGGAGGAGGUUUUGUCUUCGAGGUCCACGUGGUCGAGGGCUUUCUGCGACGCCUACAUCUUCGUCCUGGUCAAGGGAGACGCCCUUUUGCGCCACGCGGAUGUCAGUCACUUCCACGACCACGACCCCCACAGCCACGACCCGCAUCCUUACUGGAACUACCAUGCCUUCCACAUGGUUCUUCUUCUCGGGGAGGGCGAGGGGGCGCUGCUCCCCUCCGAGGUCGCCGGCCUCUACAACUUCAGGAAGACCGAAAACCUUCUCGUCCUCCAGCGCGGGCGAGGGGGCGACAUCCUGGCAUGGACGCACCUGCCGUUCUCUCGAGGAGACGCCAGUGUGUUCCUCGUUGACACCUGGAGGGCCGGAAGGUUCCUCAAGGGGCGCGACCUCUUCCCGGAGAAGCUGGACGACCUGCAGGGCUUCCCGCUGCGGGUCGCCACCUUCGAGCACCCGCCGAGCGUCGUGUACCAGCACGACAAGUACGAUCCGCGGAAGGUGCUGGACCGCCUGGGCGUGGACAUGCAGAUCGUGCAGACGCUCGCUCGGGCCAGAAACUUCAGCCUGGAGUUCACGGAGGUGAGUCACGACGAGCUGUGGGGCUACGAGCUGCCCAACGGCACGUGGCUGGGCCUCGUGGGGCAGGUGUUCUACGAGAAGGUGGACAUCGGCGCCUGCAACAUGUUCCUGGAGCUGCACCGCUGGCAGCAGGUCGACUACUCCGUGCCCUACAACUUCGAGCGAGGCUGCUUCGUGGCCCCGGCGCCCAAGCCGCUCGUCAACUGGCAGGCGCCGCUCCUGCCCUUCACCGGCCUCACCUGGGCGUCCAUCGCCGUGGCCUUGGCGGUCUGCGGCGGCCUGCUGUACGCGGUGGUGGCGCUGUCCUCGCAGCCGGAAUUCUCGGAGUUUCGCAGCGUCGUGCACGACUACCUGUACAUCUUGGCGGCCUUCACCAUGCGCUCGCCCCACGUACGGCCGUCGCAGCCGCCCGUCCGCGUCUACGUGGGCUUCGUGUGGCUCUUCUGCCUGAUCGUGGCCACGGCCUACUCGGCCAACCUCGUGGCCUUCCUGUCCUCCAACCAGAUGUCGGCGCCCGUCGACACGCUCGAGCAGCUCUCCAAGAGCGGCCUGAGGAUCGGCGGCGUCGCCUUCUGGAAGACCCAGUUCUCAGCGUCCAUCGACCCGCUCGUGAGGGACUUCUCGAACGUCCUCGAAAGCGACGUGGAGCUGAGCUCCCUCUUUGACCGCGUCGAGGGCGGCGAAUUCGCCCUGAUCGAGAACAAGCAGUACCUGGAGCUGCAGGCGGGCGCGCGCUUCACCUACGGCAGCAGAACCACCAUCCGCAUCGUCCCGGAGUGCCUCCUGCCCUACAGCAUCGGCCUCGCCUUCCAGAAGAACUCGCCCCUCAAGAGAAACUUCGACGGCGUGAUCCUGCGCCUCUUCGAGUCCGGUGUCCUGCAGAAGUGGAAGGAGGAGGUGGUCACAUUCUACCGGCGCCAGUACCCCAGCAGGAAGCUGGACGACGAGUUCACCAACACGCGAGGGAGGCCGCUCGAGCUGACGCAGCUGCAGGGCGUCUUCUUUGUGCUGGGCCUCGGCUACGUAGCGGCCGCCCUGGCGCUGGCGGGAGAGGCGGUCAUCCACAUUCCCAGACACAGCGUGCCCACCCACGAGCCACCGAAAGAGGGUAAAAUAGAUAUUCUCAGCUGCUCUCCGGAUGCGAUACGGGCCAAGGAUAUUAAUCUGAAAGACAUGUCUUGA
This is a messenger RNA of Penaeus chinensis, 2001 nucleotides long. RefSeq names its product glutamate receptor ionotropic, delta-1-like. Gene Ontology annotation, cellular component: membrane. Lineage: Eukaryota; Metazoa; Arthropoda; Malacostraca; Decapoda; Penaeidae. The coding region runs from base 1 to 2001 and encodes 666 amino acids. The transcript has 4 exons. Gene Ontology annotation, molecular function: glutamate-gated receptor activity. The record is from RefSeq and is a predicted model, not a curated record.